Castor canadensis (American beaver) is the source of this 1007-nucleotide messenger RNA. RefSeq names its product ribonuclease A family member 6 (gene Rnase6). The record is from RefSeq and is a predicted model, not a curated record. Gene Ontology annotation, molecular function: RNA nuclease activity; nucleic acid binding. Gene Ontology annotation, biological process: defense response to Gram-positive bacterium; defense response to Gram-negative bacterium; innate immune response. NCBI's taxonomy places the organism in Eukaryota, Metazoa, Chordata, Mammalia, Rodentia, Castoridae.
CGAUCAUGAUUCUAUUUGAAGGAGCAGAUUUGAGAGUCUGCAGUUUCACUUCACUGUGUAGAAGUUUGCUUCUGCAGAGACUUAGGUUUCUAUUUCCCAGGGCUUAGAUGCUUUUCACUCUGCCCCUCAUGGGCAGGCUUGAGAGGAGAAAAGCAAACAAAACACUCUGAACCUGGGACUGACCACUACCUCUUCUCUCAGCAGAAGCUCCAGUACCAACACCUGGUAAGAGGAGAGACGUCAGAGCUGCAUGAGGAGGGCUGUGUAAGUGUGUGAAGAUGAUGGGAAACAGACAAGAUGGCAUUUGGCCUUCUGGGAUGUUUUCCUCUCCUCCUGCUGGUGGGACUGUGGACCCUGGUGUGUCCACGCUGUGCUCAGCCUAAGCAUCUCACUAAGGCUCACUGGUUUGAAAUUCAGCACAUACAGCUGAGUCCUCAGCAAUGCAACAUGGCCAUGAGUGGUGUCAACAAUUACACACAGCACUGCAAGCCUGAAAACACCUUUCUGCACAACUCUUUCCAGAACGUGGCUGCUGCCUGUGAUUUGCCCAACAUCACCUGCAAGAAUGGUGAGAACAACUGCCACCUGAGCGCCCAGCCGGUCAACAUGACUCAGUGCAGGCUCAGGGUAGGGAAGUACCCUGACUGCCUCUACAGCCAUGCUGUGCAGGACAAGUUCUUCAUCAUUGCCUGUGCACCCCCUCAGAAGAGCGACCCUCCCUACCACCUGGUUCCUAUACACUUAGAUAAGAUUGUUUGAGGUUUUGAACACUUCCUCUCAUUCCACAUAGGUUCUCUGACAAUAUCUUCUGCUUUUUUUUUCUUUUCUCUUGUUUAUUUCUGUGUUCCCCAAGAGGACAGAAGGGAGGUAUUGGGACCUUCUACCAGAAUAGAAUUGGAUCAGGGGAAGGGGGGAUAGAGGAGAAAGAUGGAGGGGAUGAAUCUAACUAAGAUAUACUGUAAGCACUUUUGUAAAUGUCACAAUGUACUCUCAGUACAACUAAAAUA